CUAGUUGCUGCGCUGCACCGAGCUGGUGUCCCGCAGGGCUGUGGCUGCUCCUCCACUCGUAGCCCCGCACCUGCUGCCCUCGUCCAGCCCGGAGCUCCGUGGCCAUGCGGCUGGCGCUGCUCUGGGCUCUGGGACUCCUGGGCGCGGGCAGCCCUCGGCCCUCCCCGCCGUUGCCAAAUAUAGGAGGCACUGAGGAAGAGCAGCAAGCCAGCCCAGAGAGGACACUGAGUGGAUCCAUGGAGAGCCGGGUUGUUCAGGACAGCCCCUCGAUGAGCCUAGCAGACGUGCUUCAGACUGGUUUACCUGAGGCCCUGAGGAUUUCCUUGGAGCUCGACAGUGAGAGUCAUGUCCUGGAGCUUCUACAGAAUAGAGAUCUAAUCCCUGGCCGCCCAACUCUGGUGUGGUACCAGCCUGAUGGCACCCGAAUGGUCAGCGAGGGCUACAGUCUAGAAAACUGCUGCUACCGAGGACAAGUGCAGGGCCACCCCAGCUCCUGGGUCUCCCUCUGUGCCUGCUCUGGAAUCAGGGGGCUGAUCAUCCUGUCCCCAGAGAGAGGCUAUACACUGGAGCUGGGCCCUGGGGACCUUCAGCGUCCUGUCAUUUCUCGGAUCCAAGACCUCCUGUUGCCGGGGCACACUUGUGCCCCAAGCUGGCAUGCCUCUGUGCCCACUCGGGCAGGACCAGACCUCCUUCUGGAACAGCAUCACGCUCACAGGUUCAAGCGAGAUGUAGUAACAGAGACGAAAAUUGUGGAGCUGGUGAUUGUGGCUGAUCAUUCAGAGGUCAGAAAGUACCCUGACUUCCAACAACUGCUGAACCGGACACUAGAAGCGGCUCUCUUGCUAGACACAUUCUUCCAGCCCUUGAAUGUCCGGGUAGCCCUUGUGGGCCUAGAGGCAUGGACCCAGCACAACCUGAUAGAAAUGAGCUCCAACCCAGCUGUCCUGCUAGACAACUUCCUCCGCUGGCGCCGGACAGACUUGCUGCCUCGACUGCCCCAUGACAGUGCCCAACUGGUGACUGUUACUUCCUUCUCUGGGCCCAUGGUGGGCAUGGCCAUUCAGAAUUCCAUCUGUUCCCCUGACUUCUCCGGAGGUGUGAAUAUGGACCACUCCACAAGCAUCUUAGGCGUUGCCUCCUCGAUUGCCCAUGAAUUGGGCCACAGCCUGGGUCUGGACCAUGAUUCGCCCGGGCACAGAUGUCCCUGUCCAGGUCCAGCUCCAGCUAAGAGCUGCAUCAUGGAGGCCUCCACAGACUUCCUACCAGGUUUGAACUUCAGCAACUGCAGCCGACAGGCCCUGGAAAAGGCCCUCCUGGAUGGAAUGGGCAGCUGCCUCUUUGAACGGCAACCCAGCCUGGCCCCUAUGUCCUCUUUGUGUGGAAAUAUGUUUGUGGACCCCGGAGAGCAGUGUGACUGUGGCUUCCCAGAUGAAUGCACUGAUCCCUGCUGUGACUAUUUCACCUGCCAGCUGAGGCCAGGAGCCCAGUGUGCGUCUGAUGGACCCUGUUGUCAAAACUGCAAGUUGCACCCAGCUGGUUGGCUGUGCCGCCCUCCCACAGACGAUUGUGAUCUGCCUGAGUUCUGCCUAGGAGAUAGCUCUCAGUGCCCGUCUGACAUCAGACUUGGGGACGGUGAGCCUUGUGCUAGUGGAGAGGCUGUGUGUAUGCACGGACGCUGUGCCUCCUAUGCCCGGCAGUGCCAGUCACUUUGGGGACCUGGGGCCCAGCCUGCUGCGCCACUUUGCCUCCAAACAGCCAACACUCGGGGUAAUGCCUUUGGGAGCUGUGGGCGCAGCCCUGGUGGUAGCUACAUGCCUUGUGCCCCUAGAGAUGCCAUGUGUGGGCAACUGCAGUGUCAGUGGGGUAGGAGCCAGCCUCUGUUGGGCUCAGUCCAAGAUCGGCUCUCGGAGGUCCUGGAAGCCAACGGGACACAGUUAAACUGCAGCUGGGUGGACCUGGACCUGGGCAAUGAUGUGGCCCAACCUCUUCUGGCUCUGCCUGGCACUGCCUGUGGUCCUGGCCUGGUGUGCAUCGGCCACCGAUGCCAGCCCGUGGAUCUCCUGGGAGCACAGGAAUGUCGAAGCAAAUGCCACGGCCAUGGGGUCUGUGACAGCAGCGGGCACUGCCGCUGUGAAGAGGGCUGGGCACCUCCUGACUGCAUGACCCAGCUCAAAGCAACCAGCUCCCUGACCACAGGCCUGCUCCUCAGCCUCCUGUUGUUAUUGGUCCUCGUACUACUUGGUGCCAGCUACUGGCACCGUGCCCGCCUGCAUCAGCGGCUCUGCCAGCUUAAGGGAUCCAGCUGCCAAUAUAGGGCACCCCAAUCCUGUCCUCCUGAACGACCAGGACCUCCACAGCGGGCACAGCAGAUGACAGGCACUAAGGCUGCGCUGGCUGACCGAUCCAAUCCCCCCACUCGCCCUCUGCCCGCUGACCCUGUGGUGAGGCGCCCAAAGUCUCAGGGGCCUACCAAACCCCCACCCCCAAGAAAGCCACUGCCUGCCAACCCACAGGACCGGCACCCACCAGGUGACCUGCCUGGCCCAGGAGAUGGAAGCUUGCCGCUGGUGGUGCCCUCCAGGCCAGCUCCACCACCCCCUGCAGCAUCUUCGCUCUACCUCUGACCUCUGGAGAUUUGGCUGCCUCCUGCUCAAGCUCUAAGACUCAAAGAAAUGGAACCUCUGCCCCAAACACUAGAGAAGCAGGAGAACAGACAAUUUGGUGUCCAGCCCUAAAGAACCACCAGGCACUGUUAAGCAAUACCUGGGGAUGCACUAAAAUAACUGCAGCGGGAUGCUGGGGAGGGGCUGAGGCCGGGGCUGGAGUAGGUGGCAGAAGAACAUGGACACUGUCUAUCUCUGCUCUGUUAUAAUAAAUGUGAGAUCUUGGAAUGUGUCUGCUCCUGGAAGCUGGGUAGUUCCUGCUGUUUGCAGGUCUGGCCACUAGGAGACGCUGCAGGGUCAAACCAGGGCCUGUAGAAGAGGAUCACUUCCCAGAAAGGGUCAACAAGAAUGUGUCACUUAGGAUGCCUCUGGCUUGCUUCUGCCCAGUCUGGGACCGAUGGCCUCUGGACUCCAAGUUCUCCCCGGCAAUGCUGCUCAGCCCCCACCACAGCUAGAGACAAAUGACCUAAGUCGUCAGACCUGCAUCCCCACCCUCUGACCAGUGGCUGGGAAAAUGGAUCUGACUGGCGUUCUCAGAGCCCUGAGCCUGGGUGGAGCAGGGCAGCGGCGGCUGCUUGGAUUCCAAGGCUUCACACCUGCCUCCACCUCCCUGCCCCCACCUGAAGGUUCCAGAACAAAGGUGCUUUGUGCUUUGUACUGAUUGCUACCACCUCAUCAUUUAGACCUCAGGACUGAGGCCUCCUGGGAGAGAGAAGGUGUGUGCGGAUAAGGGGCAGGC
This is a messenger RNA of Mus caroli (Ryukyu mouse), 3402 nucleotides long. It is a transcript of the gene Adam15, whose product is annotated as ADAM metallopeptidase domain 15. The record is from RefSeq and is a predicted model, not a curated record. Gene Ontology annotation, biological process: integrin-mediated signaling pathway; innate immune response; proteolysis. Lineage: Eukaryota; Metazoa; Chordata; Mammalia; Rodentia; Muridae. Gene Ontology annotation, molecular function: integrin binding; metalloendopeptidase activity.